Labrus mixtus (cuckoo wrasse) is the source of this 1606-nucleotide messenger RNA. RefSeq names its product cyclic AMP-responsive element-binding protein 3-like protein 3-B. Gene Ontology annotation, molecular function: DNA-binding transcription factor activity, RNA polymerase II-specific; RNA polymerase II cis-regulatory region sequence-specific DNA binding. NCBI's taxonomy places the organism in Eukaryota, Metazoa, Chordata, Actinopteri, Labriformes, Labridae. The transcript has 10 exons. Gene Ontology annotation, biological process: regulation of transcription by RNA polymerase II. The coding region runs from base 143 to 1252 and encodes 369 amino acids. Gene Ontology annotation, cellular component: nucleus. The record is from RefSeq and is a predicted model, not a curated record.
ACUUUGUCCCUUGCACAGACAGACAACAGACUGAGACAUACCUAGAAGUCAAAGAAACAGAGAGGUAACAAUCGGGUUGAGUGUUUUUAUUCCUGCUGGAGAGUUUCACAGUCAUUUCAUCAGCAGCUUUAAUGUUGGAAUUAUGACACUGACUACCGACAAGGUGUACGCUGGGAUGGAGCUCGCUGACCUUCUGCUCAGGAAUACGGAUGAAACUGCUAGUUGCCACAGCAACCAUUCGUGGAGCAUCAGCAUUGAUGAUACUCUGAGCCCUGAGGUGUCCUCUGCUGAUGACUUCCUGGAUGCCCUGCUGGGUGGUAGCGAGUGCUCCUCUGCUGCAGCAUCCCCCCUGUGGUCACCCUGCACCACCGACAGCGGCAUCAACGAGGAGCCCCUAACAGAUUCCGUCGAGAGUCUUCAGCAGCCCUCCUGCGUAGCUUUCCCAGGCUUUGACACGUUGUCUUUCCCUCACCCUCCAGCUUUGGAGAAUCAGCCAACUGCAAAUGAAAUGAAGCCUCAUGUUUCCAUAGAUUUUGGCUGGGAGUCUGAUGACCUCAAAGAGCAGUUUGGCAUUGCUCACUACCUCACUGCAAAUCAAACUCUGUCGUCUACUCAGACUCUCACAGUGAAGGAGCUGCUGCUCUCCAACCUGACACAGAAAUCGCAGCAGAUCCCCCAGAAUACCCUGCAGGAGCUUGUACUUAACGAGGAUGAGAAGAGGCUUCUGGUUAAAGAAGGGGUGAACUUAUCGAGCAAACUACCCCUGUCCAAGUUUGAAGAGAGAGUUUUGAAGAAGAUCCGGCGGAAAAUCCGAAACAAGCACUCGGCUCAAGAGAGUCGGAAGAAGAAGAGGGAAUAUGUUGACAGUCUGGAGGAAAGGAUGUUUGCUUGCAACGCCAACAACCUUGAGCUACAGAGAAAGAUCCAGAAGCUGGAGGAGACCAACAAUGCUAUGUUGGAGCAACUGAGUCGGCUUCAGGCUCUUCUGCCCAAAAGCUCCAGCAAAAAAGCACACAGAGGGACCUGCAUCCUGGUUUUGCUCCUCUCGUUCUCCCUCAUAAUUUCCUUAAAUCUGCAGCCAGAGCCGUACAGCCAACUUGGCCACGAGGAGUACACACUGACCCAAAUGCCAUCACGUUCCCUGCAGUCGAUGGAUGAAGCACCAGACGUCCCUCUGUUGACUGACGGUGAAGCUCUGAGCCUGGACAGGUCUCCCUUCAGUAGACUUCCCACUCUGUCACCUUCAAGAUGACAGAAGGUGAAAAUCACUAAUCUCCUCGGAGCCCACCAGGAGGAAAGAUGCUGCAAGGGAGUGCAGCUCUGCUUGCAAACAGGAUUGAAAUGAGCACUUUGAUUGCUAUGCAACAACUGUUUCACACUCCAGGAAACAACUGAAGUGUUAGUGUGUGUUUUCCAUAAACUCUAACACACACACACACAGCUACUUAAAUAGAUUUUUAACACUGAACGUCACUCACUCAGUUGGAGGUUAGAGAUGAGGACAUCCAAACGGAUGAACCCUAAACUUGUUUUUGGUAAAGGUACCCUUGUGGACUUGGUGGAAUGUGUAUUAUAUUGCUGUCCUAUUAUUGCAAGAUGUAUUAUU